This is a messenger RNA of Portunus trituberculatus (swimming crab), 1674 nucleotides long. RefSeq lists its product as uncharacterized. Bases 45 to 1565 code for a protein of 506 amino acids. Gene Ontology annotation, molecular function: sulfotransferase activity. The transcript is spliced from 7 exons. The record is from RefSeq and is a predicted model, not a curated record. Lineage: Eukaryota; Metazoa; Arthropoda; Malacostraca; Decapoda; Portunidae.
AGUCAAAACAACAAACAUGAAAACAAAAUAAGAAAAGGAAGAAAAUGACAACCACCACCACUACCUCCAUCAUCUCCUCCUCCUCCUCUUCCUCCUCCUCCUCCUCCUCCUCCUCCUCUCAUCACCCUAUAUGCAACUGCAGACUAAGAAGGAAGCAAAAAUUAUUAGCAAUUCUCAGUCUCUCCACUGUUUUUUCUCUCUUUCUCCUGAUUUUCCACUCCUCCUCCUCCUCUUCCUCCUCCUCUAUGACCUCCUCCUCCUCCUACGCCUUCCAGGAGAGAGAGGGCGUGAAGGAGCUGCCAGAUAGGAGUAAUUAUGUGAAGGAUACCAUUAAUUUGUAUCCUAAACCAGUGGUAGGAUUUGGAAAUAUGUUGACCCCUGCUAGUUACAAUGUGGAGAGAGAGGUGAGGAGUGGAGGGAAGGAGGAGGAGGGGGAGAGAAGAGGUGGAGAGGUGGAAGAUGAAGAGGAGGAUGUCAGAAGGAAGAGAGGAAGAGAAGAAGAUAAAAGAAGAGUCAGAAGGAAGAGAGGAAGAGAAGAUAAAAGAAGAGCAGGAGAGGUGGAAGAGGAAGAGGAAGAGGAGGAUGUCAGAAGGAAGAGAGGAAGAGAAGAUAAAAGAAGAAGAGGAGAGAAUAUUGAUAACACAAACUACCUUAUCCUCACUCACGGCCGCACUCUGCCCGCCCACCCCGCCCACCCACCCUUACUACUCAGUUUAGACUAUUCCCGCCAGCCGUACUAUCCCUGGAGGACUACUACGGACGAGUGUGCCAACUACGCUACCAGAUUCCUGGUACCUGGGCGGGCUCCUAUCGUCGCGCUGGCCUCCUUCCCUGGCUCCGGGAACACCUGGCUGCGUUACCUGCUGGAGGCACUCACCGGGGUCUUCACUGGCUCUGUUUACCACGACGAGAUGUUGGCGCUAAGAGGUUUUUGGGGAGAGCGGGAGAGUUUUUGGCAAGGUUCAACUCUCCUUCAAAAAACACACAGUCUGCCACUUCUUCCUGAGGCAGUGAAGCAAGAGGGCGCAGCAGGCAGUGGGGAGUUUCGGUUCCUGCUACCCAAGACCCCAAGGCGUGUGGUCUUACUGCUCAGGAACCCGUGGGAGUGUUUGCUGUCCCUCCGCCACUACCACGCUGCGGGACACACGGGGUUUGGCAGCAGUGUGUUCUUCAAGGGCCAGGGCUGGCACAACUUCACGCAGGAGAGAGCGAAGGAGUGGGUGCACCUGAACGAGGCUUGGCUCACACUACCAGCUACAGACACGCUGGUUCUACACUACGAACACUUGCAACAUAGACUAGAACAGGAAGCAGGCCGGCUCAUGAACUUCCUCGGCCUGCCUCUAGACCACGGCAGGCUGGAGUGCUUGCUAAGGUAUCCCGAGGGCAGAUUUAGGCGCCCCAAGUACCCCAAACACCUCCAGGGCUACACUUUCCCUAAAACAGCUGAUGUGACCCUGAGAAGAGGAAUGAGCGAUCUUUCAUCCCUGCUCGCCAAGGGGGGCCAUCCACCCUUCCCUUGGGGCCUCUACUCCUUCACUCCCCCUGUCCUGCCGCCGCCGUAGUGGUGGUGGUGGUGGUGGUGGUGGUGGUGGCUUUAGUGUUUUAAUGUGUGUUUGUGUCUAUUUUUUUUUUUUUUUUAUUUAUUUAUUUAUUUUUAUUUAUUUUUUUUCG